CGACACGUGACUCCGUAACCAAAAUCAAGUAUGGCGGAAUCUGUCAGAAAAUGAUUAUUUCGCCAGUAGACUUCCCUAGUGAUAAAGUCAACAUAUUUAUUCUGCAUCUUUCUCGGGACAGGGCCGCCUCUUGGAGCUUCUAGGCUGGUACAAGUGAGCGGGUGUCUCUGAUUGGAUUACCUGAAUAGUAGGUUGUCUGGUGGAGGGCUGUUUCCUGUUGCUGACCAGUGAAGACACUUGUGGGUGAUUGUGCUUCCUGUUGCUGACCAGUGAAGACACUUGUGGGUGAUUGUGCUUCCUGUUGCUGACCAGUGAAGACACUUGUGGGUGAUUGUGCUUCCUGUUGCUGACCAGUGAAGACACUUGUGGGUGAUUGUGCUUCCUGUUGCUGACCAGUGAAGACACUUGUGGGUGAUUGUGCUUCCUGUUGCUGACCAGUGAAGACACUUGCGGGUGAUUGUGUUUCCUGCUGAGGAGUACUGUGGCCCUGAUCUUGGUACACAUCAGACCAGCCCCCUUCCCUACACACACACACACACACACACACACACACACACACACACACACUAACCCACCCGACCCACACACACUCCACCUGUCCCGUCCUCCACCUCUCCAGGCCGUAUAUUUUAAAACUUCACUGUGGAUUCUCCGAGGACCAUCCUGUCAACAAUGACAUCACACACUCACCAAGAAGGACUCCUGGGCAAGGAGCAGCAGCUGGAUGUCCUGAAGACGUCUGCCCUCAACCACAUCCCCACAGUGGACAUUAACUCUGCCCUGCCCCUGCGUCUGCCCCCGGCUGCCAUCCCCAUGGACCUACGCAUUGACCAGCACCAUCACCAGCAGCAGCUGUCCAUGUCACCUUCUGCAGCCCAGGCAUCUGCAGCCCAGGCCAGAGAGCAGCAGCUGCAGCAGGAGCUCCUGUCCCUGAAACACAAACAACAGAUUCAGAGACAGCACCUCAUCGCUGAGUUCCAGAGGCAACAUGAGCAGCUCAACCGCCAGCAUGAAGCCCAGCUACAGGAACAUGUUAAGCACCAGCAGGAGCUCCUGGCCCUGAAACAUCAGCAGGAGCUGUUGGAGCACCAGAGGAAGAUGGAGAAGCACCGUCUGGAGCAGGAACUGGAGAAACACCAGAGAGAACAGAAACUACUGCUGCUGAAGAACAAGGAGAGAGGACAGGAGAGUGCAGUGGCCAGUACGGAGGUGAAGAUGCGACUGCAGGAGUUUGUGCUGAACAAGAAGAAGGCUCUGGCCCAGAGGAGUCUCAACCACGGGGGGUUGCCCAACGACCCCCGCUACUGGUACGGGAAAACUCAGCACACUUCCCUGGACCAGAGCUCUCCUCCUCAGACUGGUAUGGGUACCUACAACCACCCUGUCCUGGGCAUCUACAACGCUAGAGAUGACUUCCCCCUCCGCAAGACAGCCUCUGAGCCCAACCUGAAGCUCCGUUCUCGUCUGAAGCAGAAGGUGAGCGAGCGACGGAGCAGCCCCCUACUGAGGCGUAAAGACAGCCCGAUCACAACCGCCAAGAAACGCUCACUGGAUAUGGCAGAUUCAGCGUGUAACAGCGCUCCUGGAUCCGGCCCCAGCUCUCCUAACAACAACAGCAUCAGCAACAUCCCCAAUGAGAACGGCGUCACUGUCUCCAACAGCAUUGAUGUGUCCCUGGCUCAGCGGUUGUGUGGUGGUGAACUCAGCCAGCUGUCUCUGUACACGUCCCCCUCCCUCCCCAACAUCACCCUAGGUCUGCCCGCCACGGCCACCUCUGCUUCCAAUGUGACCUCUGCCCAGCAGGAUGGGGAUCAACAUUCGGCCCUCUCCCUCAGCCCCCCCUACCUAGGCGGUGCCCCCCUAGCCACCUACCUGGCUGACGGAGGGGGCGCAGGGGGGCACGGCCCACUACUGCAGCACUUGGUCCUGCUGGAACAGACUGGCGCGCAUGGGCCCCUACUGGCAGGUGUGGACGCCCUCCAGUCUCCCUCCAUCCACAUGCUGCGUGGGCAGCACCGUCCCCUGGGUCGGACCCAGUCGGCCCCACUGCCCCAGCAGAACGCCCAGGCCCAGGCCCUGCAGCAGCUGGUGGUCCAACAGCAACACCAACAGUUCCUGGAGAAACACAAACAGCAGUUCCAGCAGCUACACAUCAACAAGAUGAUGGGCAAGCCCAGUGAGCCCACAGGGACCCGGCAGCACCAGAGUCACCCGGAGGAGACCGAGGAAGAGCUGAGGGAGCACCAGGCCCUCUCUCCCCAGGACGGAGGCUUUCCGUGUGGGAUUGCCAUCAAACAAGAGCCCCCAGACCCCCAAGAGAACCAGGAGGAGGACAUGCAGCAGGAAUUGCUGUUCAGACAGCAGGCCAUGUUGUUGGAGCAGCAGAGAAUCCACCAGCUGAGAAACUAUCAGGCUUCCAUGGAGGCAGCUGGUCUGUCAAUCACCUUCCCAGGUCACCGCCCCCUCUCCAGGGCCCAAUCGUCUCCGGCCUCCGCUUCCUCCUUCCCCAUCUCUGUCCCGCCUCCUGAGCCUCCCACCAAACCUCGCUUCACCACAGGGUUGGUGUAUGACUCUCUGAUGCAAAAGCACCAGUGUAUGUGCGGGAACACACACACCCAUCCGGAGCACGCCGGGCGCGUCCAGAGCAUCUGGUCCAGACUACAGGAGACAGGACUUAGGGGACAGUGUGAGUGUAUCCGUGGUAGGAAGGCCACUCUGGAGGAGCUCCAGACAGUCCACUCUGAAGCCCACGUCCUGCUGUAUGGAACCAACCCCCUCCGACAGAAACUAGACUGUUCAGUCACGCCCAUGUUGGUCAGAUUACCAUGUGGAGGAGUGGGGGUGGACAGUGACACCAUCUGGAACGAGGUCCAUUCCUCUACUGCAGUUCGUCUGGCUGUGGGUUCUGUGGUGGAGCUGGUGUUCAAAGUGGCCACUGGUGAACUGAAGAACGGCUUUGCUGUGGUUCGACCCCCUGGACACCAUGCAGAAGAGAGCACUCCCAUGGGCUUCUGCUACUUUAACUCAGUAGCCAUCGCAGCCCGGCUGCUCCAACAGAGGCUCAACGUCUGCAAGAUCCUCAUAGUAGACUGGGAUGUUCACCAUGGCAACGGGACCCAGCAGGCAUUUUACGACGACCCCAACGUGCUGUACCUGUCUCUCCAUCGAUACGACGAUGGAAACUUCUUCCCUGGCAGCGGAGCACCCGACGAGGUGGGCAGUGGUCCAGGAGUAGGUUUUAACGUUAACAUGGCCUUCACUGGGGGGCUGGAGCCACCUAUGGGAGAUGCAGAGUACCUGGCAGCCUUCAGGUCUGUGGUGAUGCCCAUAGCUAAUGAAUUUGCUCCUGACGUGGUGCUGGUGUCCUCAGGCUUCGACGCUGUCGAGGGUCACCCUCCUCCCCUAGGCGGUUACACCCUCACCUCCAAAUGUUUUGGGUACCUGACACGUCAGCUGAUGACCCUGGCGGAGGGUCGCGUGGUGCUGGCAUUGGAGGGAGGUCAUGACCUCAUGGCCAUCUGUGAUGCUUCCGAGGCCUGCGUCUCCGCUCUGCUGGGCAACCAGCUGGACCCUCUCCCUCAGACGCUUCUGGAGCAGAGACCCAACCAGAAUGCUGUGUGCUCCAUAGAGAAGGUUAUAGAUACACACAGUGAGUAACAAGCACAGUUUCCUAUCUGAGAUUGAAGAGGCAGGAAGUUCUCCCUCAACUUAUUUCCAGUCUUAAAGGUUGAGUAAGCUAGAUUUUUUUGUCCACAAAUUUACCCAUAUUUCUAUUAGAUGUGCUGUAAAUAGUUUAUGAUUAGUGAAUGCCGUAAUUUAAUUAUUUUGUUAGAUACUGCUCCUUUUUUUUAUUUUAUAGCUGAAAUCAAAUUGUAGCUAUCGCACUAGCUGUUCAGGCCAAACCUAGCAUUGAAUCAUGGGAAUUUGUUGCGCUAUGCAGACAUUCUCUUUCUUCCAAGGCACGUGUUGCAAGGCAACCCCCGGACUUGCCCGGGCAGGCCUGCCCCUUCCUGGGCCUGGGCUACAGCCAGUGUGAGACAUGUUUGUGCUCUGAAACUAAAUAAAUACUACACUCUGACCCACAAAACAGGAUAGUGCUAGACAAAUCAAGGAAUGUAAACUUCAAAGCGUGAUGAAGUUUUAUUGGGAUUUGCAGCGGUUGUUGGUAAGUAAUGAAUCUGCUCGCUUCUGAAGUUAACAUACUGAUCCUUUAACAUUGUUCCCUCUCUCCUCCCUUCCCACUCUCCCCUCUCUCUCUCGCUCCCUCUCCCCUCUCUCUCUCUCUCUCUCUCGCUCCCUCUCCCCUCUCUCUCUCUCUCCCUCUCUCUCUCGCUCCCUCUCCCC
Oncorhynchus keta (chum salmon) is the source of this 4344-nucleotide messenger RNA. RefSeq names its product histone deacetylase 4-like. The transcript has 22 exons. Lineage: Eukaryota; Metazoa; Chordata; Actinopteri; Salmoniformes; Salmonidae. Gene Ontology annotation, biological process: negative regulation of transcription by RNA polymerase II; chromatin organization. Gene Ontology annotation, molecular function: histone deacetylase activity. Gene Ontology annotation, cellular component: histone deacetylase complex. Bases 673 to 3657 code for a protein of 994 amino acids. The record is from RefSeq and is a predicted model, not a curated record.